Anopheles moucheti is the source of this 2585-nucleotide messenger RNA. RefSeq names its product mucin-5AC-like. The record is from RefSeq and is a predicted model, not a curated record. Bases 1 to 2439 code for a protein of 812 amino acids. Gene Ontology annotation, molecular function: chitin binding. Gene Ontology annotation, cellular component: extracellular region. NCBI's taxonomy places the organism in Eukaryota, Metazoa, Arthropoda, Insecta, Diptera, Culicidae. The transcript has a single exon.
AUGCGUCAAGCGCUGAUGCGGGGAAUUGUUAGUGGCGUGCUACUACUGCUGCAGGCACUGCCAGCGCACAGUUUGGAGGAGUUUUCGGCGACCGAUACCAGACCGCGUGGUACGAUCCAGUGUGAACAGGUUGGUGCGAUCCCGGACGAUGAGUCGGACACAUGUGCGACAUACUACAUCUGUGCAGUGAACUCCGACAACGUGCUGUCGCCAGUGUUUGCCCAGUGUCCCGGCACGACCGUGUUCGCGCACGAACUGCGCCGAUGCGUGGAUGCAUCCACGUACGAGUGCGGUAGUGCUGCCAGCAAGAUGGCGACUCGUGCAGUUGGAUUUCAGUGUACGGAAGAAGGCCGAUUUCCGAACGUAGCGUCCACCGACUGUAAAUCGUACUACCUCUGUACAACGAACACCGACGGAUCGCUGAUAGCGGCACUUGUUACCUGUCCAUCAUCUACCAUAUUUUCGGAGGUAAAGAAGUCGUGCGUGUCAUCGCCACCGAACAUCUGUCCGCACGAGUCGAGCACUACAACGUCUGAGCCAGACUCAAGCAGUACAUUAGGUGCACCAGGGGACACGUUCGAGUGUCAUGGCGAAGGGCGGUUUGUGAAUGAACAGUCACCAGAUUGUAAUACAUAUUACAUGUGCAUAACUAUUAACGGCAAGCUAAUGCCACAGCUCAGUGCAUGCCCCACGGGUAAUGUGUUCUCAGCCAUCGAACUAAAAUGCGUUACCGGGGAUAUGUACACCUGCCCAAAGUUUACGGUAACCACGGUAACACCUCCGGAGCUAACAACAACUACUACAAGCAAGGUUACGACUACUACUACUCCAGUUACAAUCCCGCUUCCUACUCCAUCAACUACUCUGAGACCGGAAGUGACAACAAGUAUCCCGUUACCUACACCUUCCACUACUGUGACAUCUGCAGUGACUACAACUGUACCACUUAUUCCACCUAGCACUAGCGCUACUACGACUACUGAAGCUGAGCCUACAACAUCAGAGAUGACCACGGAUAUGUCAGAAUCCACAUCUGAAGUCAGUGAGAUAACUGAAGUGACUACAAAUGUACCACUUAUUCCACCUAGCACUAGCGCUACUACGACUACUGAAGCUGAGCCUACAACAUCAGCGAUGACCACGGACAUGUCAGAAUCCACAUCUGAAGUCAGUGAGAUAACUGAAGUGACUACAAAUGUACCACUUAUUCCACCUAGCACUAGCGCUACUACGACUACUGAAGCUGAGCCUACAACAUCAGCGAUGACCACGGACAUGUCAGAAUCCACAUCUGAAGUCAGUAAGACGACUGAAGUGACUACAAAUGUACCACUUACUCCACCUGGCACUAGCACAAUCACGACUACUGAAGCUGAGCCUACAACAUCAGCGAUGACCACGGACAUGUCAGAAUCCACAUCUGAAGUCAGUAAGACGACUGAAGUGACUACAAAUGUACCACUUACUCCACCUGGCACUAGCACAAUCACGACUACUGAAGCUGAGCCUACAACAUCAGCGAUGACCACGGACAUGUCAGAAUCCACAUCUGAAGUACCCUCAUCGACAACAGUUUUAACAUCAACAGAGGAACCAGAAACGCUUCCACCAAUCAAACUUACCACCUCAACUAGACCAACACCAACUACCGUCAUCUCAUUAGAACCCACCACGAGUAUAGGUUCUGAAACGGAUGGCUUCCCUACACCAGGAACAUUUCAGUGUCCAGCCGAGGGUCGUUAUCCGGAUCCCAGCGGAUCCCAAAACUGUGAAUCUUACAUCCUAUGCAUUAAAAACAGUAUCGGAACUUUCACACCGAUUCAAUUUUUAUGUCCACCAACCACAAUCUUCUCCCCUACUGUUGGUCUAUGUGUUUCGGCCCAGUCGUACAGCUGCAGAUACGAAACGUCAAGCAUCGUACCACCUACGACCGUAUCACCCACUGCUAGCACGACAGUUGUCCCAACACCCACACCAUUCGUCUGCCCGUUCCAUGGCAGAUAUCCCAAUCCGGAUUCGAUUUACUGCAAAUCGUACUACCUGUGUCUGUACGAUGGCAAGAUGAAUCUGAUCGGCGUUGAGCUGAGCUGCCCGGGGGGCUCAAUCUUCGCCAACGACGAAUUGCGUUGCGUACCGUCAGAAGAGUAUCAGUGCGUACAGGGUACCGCAACAACGGGUGUAAUGACCACCACUACACCGGUUGCCACAACCACAACGACAACUACCACCAGAGCAACCACCAUCAGUAUGGCAGGUACAUGCACGAUGGCCGGAAUAUUUCCAACCAACACCCCAAAUGAUUGUUCGUCAUACCAGUUCUGCGGGAUGCUGACGACCGGUGGGUUUGUUGAGGUUAUUCUCAAAUGUGAAGGGAACAAACUGUUCGACGAGCAAAACAAGGUGUGCUCGGAUAAUUAUGUAUGUCCGCGGGGAAACUGAUACGUAGCCGUCCUUUGAUGGCAUAGUCCCUGCGGUGUUGCUAGCAACUUCGUAUUAGAAUAAACCACUGUGCAAUGCAUUGGUCAGACUGCAUCUUUAUGUAACGGAUCGAAUCAAAAUCCGAACGCUCUGCGUACCGUCCGGUA